Drosophila yakuba is the source of this 1352-nucleotide messenger RNA. It is a transcript of the gene Scp2, whose product is annotated as calexcitin-2. The record is from RefSeq and is a predicted model, not a curated record. Bases 253 to 807 code for a protein of 184 amino acids. Lineage: Eukaryota; Metazoa; Arthropoda; Insecta; Diptera; Drosophilidae. Gene Ontology annotation, molecular function: calcium ion binding. The transcript has 5 exons.
GCGCAGACGGGUAGCGCAUAUAAAAGCCGCUGGCUCGAUGGCAACGAGCAUCACAAGACGGCCAACCGCGCUACCGAGCAGACGAGUCCAGUUCGAGAGGGUUCCAAAAUCCAGUCGGAAAGUGUAGUUCAGCAGUCAGUUCAGAAGUUCAGAACGUUCCCCAUUUCCGGUUGCAACUGUGGAGAGCCAAUAAAAGCUCAAUAAAGAAAACAACCAGCGAUAAAUCAAACGAAAAAAAAAACCAACACAAUAAUGUCGAUCUCCGAUUUCCGCAAAAAGAAGCUGCUUUUUCUGUUCAAUGUGUUUUUUGAUGUGAACCAAAGCGGCGAAAUCGACGUUAAGGACUUCGAGCUGGCCAUCGAGCGCGUUUGCCAACUGCGCGGCUGGCAGAAGGACACGCCGAAGAACAAGGAGACCUACGACCUGAUGAUGGAAAUCUGGACUGGCCUGCGCUCCAAGGCCGACAAGGACAACGAUGGACAGGUCAGCGUGGACGAGUGGUGCAACAUGUGGGACGCCUAUGCCAAGGAUCCCAGCAGCGUGAUGGACUGGCAGAAUGCCUACAUGAACUUCAUGUUCGACCUGGAGGACGCUUCGCACGAUGGCGGCAUCGAUGUGACCGAGUUCACGCUGGUCUGCUCUAGCUAUGGCCUGGAGAAGACCGAGUGCGAGGAAGCCUUUGGGAAGAUGGCUCAGGGGCAGAGCGAGGUCACCCGGGAGCAGUUUGCUGCCUUGUGGAAGGAGUACUUCGCCGCGGAGGAUGUGAAUGCGCCUGGCAACUACAUUUUUGGAAAGACCAGUUUCUAAGACACAGCCAAAGAACUAGAGCUCCGAUACGGGACAUACUGAACAAAUGCAACAAGUGAAAUUAUUAUUAAAUUUAAUAUUACAAUUAUAUCUAUUGUCGACAGGGGAGGCAGAUCUCAGCCCUCCCGACUUGAUGAUCCGUCGUUGUUAGUUGAGUGUUGUUUUCUCUCCAAGAAUCUCAAGUUUUGCCCAAUUCAAUGUUCUAAUUUAGUAGCGUAAUCUGUCUGCAAACUAUUUAUAUUUUAUAUACCAAUGCUUCGAGUAAUGUGCAAGCUGCAGUAUUUCUACACAUACAUAUAUGCAAAAGUGUACCUUUACGAACUACGACUAUAUCUAGCUAUGAUAUCAAUUACGAGGUAGGAUCUCCCACAGAUCCGUAUCAAUGUGGUGCGUAAAUUAAAUCAAUUAAACUGUCAAAUUGUUAUGUGUGUGUAGUCGUCGUUUAUCGUCUUGCAUCUAUGGCGUAUAAAUUUAAAUGUAAAUGUAAAGUGUUCCAAGAAAUUACAAUAAUAAAAUCAAAGUAUCUAUACAAAUCUCGGCUCUCA